AUGGGCAUUCAUAAGCUUUGGAACGUUUUAAGUGCAGGAGAGAAGAAGCUCACUCUAGAAGAACUAUCGCACGAAACUCAUCAGAAGCAAGGCUCUGGUCUAAGAGUAGCAAUUGAUGUUGCGUUAUGGGUAUUUCAGUCAAGAUCAAGUGUCGUGGGCGAUCAAAGCGAAAUCAGAUCUCUCUUCUUUCGAUUCAACAAACUGUACGAGCUUGGCAUUCGACCUGUAUUCGUGUUUGAUGGACCCUCUAGACCAGAUUAUAAGCGCAACAGGUUUAUCAACACCAGGCCGCUCGAAACCACAUUUCGCGCCAAUCUCAUCGCCAUGAUCAAGUUUUUUCAUUUCUCAAUAUGGAAUGCUUAUGGAGAAGCAGAAGCAGAGUGUGCUCUUUUACAGCGCUUAGACUUUGUGGAUGCUGUCUAUACGGGCGAUUCUGAUGUGUUUUUGUUUGGUGCUCGUCGUGUGAUCCGUCAGUGGCCAACCAGGCGUUACGAAGCAGUGCCAGUCUACGACAUUACUUGGAUUUGCGAUAGUACUUCUUUGGACAGGUCUGAUUUGAUAUUGAUAGCACUGCUACUUGGAUCUGACUAUGACACCAAAGGCACCAAAGGGAUUGGUAUCAACAUGGCUGCACAAUUGGCGAAAUGCCAUUUUCACAGAGGGUUGUUUGAUGAUAUACAAAUUGCUGGUAGAACACCUUUGGAUGAUGAACGUGUACAGCAUCUUUUCGACGACUUGACCUAUGAAUUACAGCAUAACAGCACCAAGAAUAUGCUAAGGAAACACACUGGAGUAACAUUGGACCCAAAGUUUCCCGAUUUCUCAAUUGUAAUUGACUUUAUUCACCCACUGACCAACAUUGAAAAGAACGAUCCAUCCAUAUUGAAAGCAGCCAAAGAUCUCAAAGCAAACUUGGACGUCUUCCAUGAGCCAGAUUGGCAGAAUCUUGCCAACUUUGCUCAACACACCUUCAAGUGGCCUGCAGAGUAUCUGCUAAAGAGAUUCACAUCAUUGCUGUUUCCUGCUUUCAUGGCAAAUCGUAUGCGUCGACGAACAAGCCGCUCUCCUGUCAUUUUGCAAUCAAGCUCACAGUCUUCCAAUUCCUCCUCCCAGCAGCAAAGAGCCAUAGAUGAUUACUUUCGAUCUAGCUCCCGUUGUCGAAAUGUGGAAAAGCCGAGUGAAGUUGUACGUUUGACAGCUGUUAAGGUGAUACCCGAAGGAAAUUUGAAGCAAUACCGAGUAGAGUGGGAUAAGAGCUGCUGGGAGCAUUUCAUAACGCUAUUGAAACCUCGACUGGACUCUGAAGCAUACAACACACCUGAUUAUACAUUGGUACUAUCACAGCACACGGAGGUUCAUUCAGAGGACGAACAGCUGGAAGAGGACGAAGUGGGCAGCAGUAGUAGUCAAAGCAAGUCCUCCAAAAAGGAGCCGUUUGAUCUUGUCAAGAGACAAUGGGUAGACGCCGAUGAUGUGCACCACAAGUAUUCCUCCCUAGCAUUGGAAUUUCAAGGAAAGAAGCGAAAACCAGCAGCCAAGGGUGAAGGGCUACCACAGCUGACUUCAUUCCUUGUGCUUCCUCCCAAGAGAAUUCGAUCCAACACCUCGCAUUGA
Mucor velutinosus is the source of this 1614-nucleotide messenger RNA. RefSeq lists its product as uncharacterized. Gene Ontology annotation, molecular function: 5'-flap endonuclease activity. Bases 1 to 1614 code for a protein of 537 amino acids. The transcript has 2 exons. The record is from RefSeq and is a predicted model, not a curated record. Lineage: Eukaryota; Fungi; Mucoromycota; Mucoromycetes; Mucorales; Mucoraceae.